Messenger RNA from Rotaria sp. Silwood1, 1374 nucleotides. Lineage: Eukaryota; Metazoa; Rotifera; Eurotatoria; Philodinida; Philodinidae. The record is from the annotation of a GenBank genome assembly.
AUGGUUGAUAAUGAACAAAAUCUUCCACCUUCAUCAGAUGAUAUUGAUAAUCAAUCUGAAAACAAUGAUAUAAGACCAAUUAUGAUUUCAAUGGCGACUGAAGGUGAAAUUCAACGAAAAAGACAUAAUACAAAUUUAUUAGAUAAUAAUGAAGAAGAAAAUUCGGAUAAAUCUAAUCCUGAAAGUCAUAUUUAUAGUAAUAAACAACAUUCAAAAAGAAGCAAGUUGAAAAAUCCAUCUUUAAUCAACGAUGAGCGUGUACAAAUCAUUGCUCAAAAAAUUCUUUCUUUUAAACAUAUUGCCUUUACACUAUGUCAAAUUGGUUCAUUUAGCUCAAAAUGGAAGCAUGAAAGAGAAAAAGCUAUUAAUCAAUUAUGUGGUGCAAAAUUGUUAAAAAGACUUCAAAAAAGUGUUAAAACACCAACUAGUCGUCCAUUUGAUUAUCACAUUAAAAUACCUCCACUCGAUUUUUCCAAUAUUACGGAAGUUGAUCAAAUUAAUGAACGUCUCAACAAGUUUAAACUCAAUAUCCAUCAAAUUCGACCAACGUAUUCGACAAUCGACAUUGGUCAACUCAUCGCUCUUCCACCAUUAACAAAUUAUCUUCGUACACAUCCUCAUAUAAUCCAACAUUGUCCUGUAAAUGGUGAACAUACUUCAACUGUUGUUUCUUCAAAAUCAAAUAUAAAUCCAAAUAUAUCAAUCAAUGAUGACAGUGAUGAAAUGAUUCAUACAAACGAAGAUAUAAAUGAAGAACAGCACGAUAAUUAUGGUGAUCGAUGUUCUAUGAUCAAUCAACAAUAUAGUUCAAUAAAUGAUCAAACAUCAUCACAUCGUAUGAUCAAUCAUGGUUCCAGUGCAAUAAAUACAAAUAUUCAAAUAUCAUCUGCUUACAGUUCAGCAAUGCCUCUUCUUUCAACACAGCAAACUAUGGUCGAUCAACAAUCUAGAGAAAGAAAUAUAGAUCCAUCUUGUCUUGCUACUGUUGAUGCACAACCAAUGUCAACAACAAUAUUUCAACGGCAAGCUUUGGUCUCGCCAAAUGAAACAACUGAACAAAUUCAGGGUCAACAAACGUGGGAUCCAUACUUUCUACAAAAAUUUGAAGAAUUUAUGGCGAUGCAACGAGUCCAGCUUGCUGGCCAAUUAUCUUCUGGUUUCAAUCCGACGACUGUCGGACAUAAUCGUUCAGUAACAGCAAUGGUUGCACCACCUCUUCAAUUACCAAGUGCUAGUGAUCUAUUGAAAGAAACAACACAACAGACACCUGCUUCUUUAGCUGCUACUCGUGCCGAUCAACGAGCUAACAAUCAAAGAAAAGAAGCAAAGAAACAAUUAUUAUUUGUGUCUAAUGCAAUUGAACAUCAAGACUAA